AUGCAUUAUCUGGCUACACUGACAGUGACUGAGCUGAAUGUAUUGAUGAUCGCAAAAGAACUUCAGGAUAUGUCUUCACUUUGGGAUCUAAGGUUGUGUACUUGGGCCGAUAGGGACAACUAUGCUUCGUGGGCGAUCAAGAUGAAAGUCUACAUGAAGGCUCAAGACGUGUGGGAUGCCAUUGAGCCCGCGGCAGGCGCGUCCGUGGAACACAGGAAGGAUCAGAUGGCGUUGGCGGCCAUCUACCAGGGGAUUCCUGAAGAGACUUUGAUGGUGAUCGCAGAGAAGCAAACGGCAAAAGAGGCAUGGGAGACGUUGAAAACAAUGCAUCUAGGAGCGGAUCGUGUGAGGAACGCGAAGGUGCAGACCUUGAAGUCCGAGUUCGAACUUCUCCGGAUGAAGGAGAAUGACAAUGUCGACGAUUUUUCGACGAAGUUGACAGGAGUCGUCAACAAGAUCCGGGCUUUAGGUGGCGAGAUGGAGGAGAACUACGUCGUCAGAAAGCUACUUCGAGCGGUACCGGAGAGAUUCCUUACUAUCGUCUCCACGAUUGAACAGUUCGGGGACAUCGACGACAUGACACUCGAGGAGGCGAUCGGGCGUCUCAAAGCCCACGAGGAGAGGGCACGUGUUUUUCGAAACAACGUCGACGAUCACCUAUUGUUGACGCAUGCGGAGUGGCAAGCAAGGAGCAAGAAGAACGGCGGAGGCUUCCUCUCAACACCUACAACAAAUGAUGGUGGCGGACGAGGUCGCGGUCCGAGGAGCCCGGUCAGGCGGACGUGGCCGUGGCAAAGAGGCCGAGGUCGGCAGCCGCACCACGGCCAGCGGCAGCAGCACCACGCUGCCCAGGCAUGGCCGCGAGGAGACGAGAGCACGGCGCCAGAGGCCGAGGCAGCCGGCGAGGAGGACGUUCCAGUGAGGUGGUUGUCGCAUGAGGCUGCAGCUCGCCAGUGA
This is a messenger RNA of Asparagus officinalis (garden asparagus), 957 nucleotides long. RefSeq lists its product as uncharacterized. The transcript has 2 exons. Bases 1 to 957 code for a protein of 318 amino acids. NCBI's taxonomy places the organism in Eukaryota, Viridiplantae, Streptophyta, Magnoliopsida, Asparagales, Asparagaceae. The record is from RefSeq and is a predicted model, not a curated record.